This is a messenger RNA of Impatiens glandulifera, 1257 nucleotides long. Its product is annotated as protein EARLY-RESPONSIVE TO DEHYDRATION 7, chloroplastic-like. Bases 18 to 1157 code for a protein of 379 amino acids. Gene Ontology annotation, cellular component: plasma membrane. The transcript has 4 exons. Lineage: Eukaryota; Viridiplantae; Streptophyta; Magnoliopsida; Ericales; Balsaminaceae. The record is from RefSeq and is a predicted model, not a curated record.
UCUUAGUAUUCUAAGAAAUGGCCGAGAAGCAUAACUUCAAAACUUCAACUGCAGUGGAAGAGAUUAUCCUCAGAAUCUCUGGCGCUAUUCUCCAUCUGAUCGACAACCAGUACAGCACAGAACUAGCUCACGGUGAUCUUUCUAUCUUAAGGGUCCAACAAGGUAACAGUACAGUUGCUAUUAUAAUCCGCGUCUCCGAUCAGAUCCAAUGGCCGCUAUCCAAGGACCAGGCGGCGGUGAAGCUGGACGAAUCGCAUUACUUCUUCUCGUUCAAAGUACCAGAGGAGAAUGAACCGGGCUCGAGCGACGAUGAAGAAGACAAGUGUGGAAAAGAGUUGACUAAUAAUUUUCUGAACUGUGGAUUGACGGUAGUAUCAAAGGGUCAACAAGAUCUGUUAAAGGAACUCGAUCAGAUCUUGGAAAAAUACAGCAACUUUUCUGUACAUAAAGUGAAAAAGUUGAAUGGGUCAGAAUUGUCUCCGGAAGAUUUGAAGUUAGAGAAGAUUGAGGAGGAAAGUGCGGCGUAUUGGACUAUUCUAACACCAAAUAUAGAAGAUUACAGUGUAACUGCUGCAAAGUUGAUUGCUGCUGGUUCAGGCCAGCUAGUUAAGGGAAUUUUAUGGUGUGGUGAUGUGACAGUUGAAAGACUCAAGUGGGGGAAUGAGAUUGUUAAGAACAAGUCGAAGCAGAAUCCGCCAACAAAGAUCCAUCCCGAAACGUUAAAGAAGAUUCAAAGGAUCAAGAGGGUGGCAAAGAUGACAGAGGAAGUGAUUGGUGGGAUUCUUUCAGGGGUUAUCGAGAUUUCAGGAUUCUUCACAAAUUUUGUUGUUUAUUCAAAUAUGGGCAAGAAGUUCUUCAAUCUACUUCCUGGUGAAAUUGUUCUUGCUUCCAUGGAUGGAUUCAACAAAAUAUGUGAUGCUGUUGAAGUUUCUGGGAAGAAUGUUACUACAAAUUCAUCCAUUGUGGUCUCUGAAUUUGUCACCCACAAAUAUGGAGAAGAAGCAGGUAAGGCAGCAAAUGAAGGGCUUGAUGCAGCUGGGCAUGUCAUUGGCAGUGUAUGGGCAGUUUUUAAAAUCAGUAAAGCCUUCCAUCCCAAGAGUGUUAUAAAACCUACCCCAUUGGUUAAAGUAGCCAAAAGACUAUUCUCACGCCUCUAAAUUUAAAAAAGCAAAUAGGCAUGAAUGUCAUGGAAUCAAUCUUAAUUUCAGAUUUUAUUGGGAUUGGAAUAGAGUUGUCUUAAUUAUUUUAGUUUUUACU